Oxyura jamaicensis (ruddy duck) is the source of this 1229-nucleotide messenger RNA. RefSeq names its product phosphoribosyl pyrophosphate synthetase 2 (gene PRPS2). Gene Ontology annotation, cellular component: ribose phosphate diphosphokinase complex; cytoplasm. The record is from RefSeq and is a predicted model, not a curated record. Gene Ontology annotation, molecular function: magnesium ion binding; ribose phosphate diphosphokinase activity. Lineage: Eukaryota; Metazoa; Chordata; Aves; Anseriformes; Anatidae. Gene Ontology annotation, biological process: 5-phosphoribose 1-diphosphate biosynthetic process; purine nucleotide biosynthetic process; ribonucleoside monophosphate biosynthetic process. The coding region runs from base 249 to 1025 and encodes 258 amino acids. The transcript is spliced from 8 exons.
CCCGUCGCCCCCCAGCCAUGCCCAACAUCGUGCUGUUCAGCGGCAGCUCCCACCACGACCUGUCCCAGCGGGUGGCCGACCGCCUGGGGCUGGAGCUGGGCAAGGUGGUCACCAAGAAGUUCAGCAACCAGGAGACCAGUGAUUAAGUGGCCAUCUCCUGCUCUUUCAGUGUAGAGAUUGGUGAAAGUGUGAGAGGAGAAGAUGUAUAUAUUAUCCAGAGUGGCUGUGGAGAAAUAAAUGACAACUUAAUGGAACUGCUCAUCAUGAUCAAUGCUUGCAAGAUUGCAUCAUCCUCCAGAGUGACUGCAGUAAUUCCAUGUUUUCCAUAUGCCAGGCAAGAUAAGAAAGACAAGAAGGGGGCCGUGGAGCGUUGGAGUCGUGCUCCAAUCUCUGCAAAACUUGUUGCCAACAUGCUGUCAGUUGCAGGGGCUGACCACAUCAUCACCAUGGACCUGCAUGCUUCUCAGAUCCAGGGUUUCUUUGACAUUCCAGUAGAUAACUUGUAUGCAGAACCUGCAGUGCUGCAGUGGAUUAAAGAAAACAUUUUGGAGUGGAAAAACUGUAUCAUAGUUUCCCCUGAUGCAGGUGGUGCAAAAAGGGUUACUUCAAUUGCUGACAGGCUGAAUGUGGAAUUUGCUCUCAUUCACAAGGAAAGAAAAAAGGCAAAUGAAGUGGACAGAAUGGUCUUGGUUGGUGACGUGAAAGACCGAGUAGCAAUUCUUGUUGAUGAUAUGGCUGACACGUGUGGCACAAUAUGUCAUGCAGCAGAUAAGUUGGUAUCUGCUGGAGCCACCAAAGUUUAUGCUAUUCUUACUCAUGGCAUCUUUUCUGGUCCUGCUAUUUCUCGGAUUAAUAAUGCAGCAUUUGAGGCUGUUGUGGUAACUAAUACAAUCCCCCAAGAAGAGAAAAUGAAACACUGCCCCAAAAUUCAGUUUAUUGACAUUUCCAUGAUCCUGGCUGAGGCAAUUCGAAGAACACACAAUGGUGAAUCUGUAUCUUACCUGUUCAGCCAUGUCCCCUUGUAAUUGCAGGAAAUUACACUGCACCUUUGUGACAGAGGUCCUGUCAACUAGCACUAUUGUUUUUAACAAUGCAUUUCAACCACAAGAAAUGACUAUAUUUUUAAAAUUUCAGAGCUUUUAUGUUUAAUUAUGAUAUUUGUUUUAUAAUUAUCAUUUAUUCUUUGUAAAUGGACAAUAAAUCUCCAUCUUGCAUAAACUUUUAAUGAA